Molecule: messenger RNA, 2272 nt
Organism: Salvia miltiorrhiza (redroot sage)
Lineage: Eukaryota; Viridiplantae; Streptophyta; Magnoliopsida; Lamiales; Lamiaceae
Exons: 6
Coding region: 532-2016 (494 amino acids)
Source: RefSeq, a predicted model, not a curated record
CACCGCGCACUUUUCUCUCACCUAAAUCCUAAUUAUACUUUUCUAUAAAAAUUUCAAAAUAAAAUAAUACCAUCAUAAGUUUCAAGUGGUAGAGCCAUUGUAUUUCGAUGUUCAGGUUGAUUAGGGAAGGGGAAAAGCAAAACCAAGUGCAGCCAGCAAUUGAUGCCAGUGCAGGACGAAUCCCGGCGGGGCCCACCACUACGCAACCUGCUGACAUGUCGAAAUCCAGGCCACUGUUUCUGGCAUCAUCAUCUACCGCCCUUCACCUCCAAAAGCCACCCGUAUCCAUCAAUGGCGAGCUCACCUUUUUAGCGAUCCAUGCACACACACACACAAAUUACAUGACAAAAACCACUCUCUUAAAAUUCGAUAAGUAUGAUCUAUGUGUUUGGAACUGGAAUCAUACACUAGAAUAUAUGCACAAACAAUACGUAUAUACGCGCAAGCGCAAUUUCGCAUGCGGAUAUAAAAUUUCCAGAGAUAGCUUCAGACUUACGCCGCUAUAGGAUUUUGUCCGUCCAAAUUCUGUUCAUGUCUACGGGUGUGCUCGAUGGCAGUUACAGCUCCGCCACUAUGGGGGGUGGCAGCGCUCCGGCGACGGCGGACUGGAGGGCUCAGGUGGCGGAGUUCGCUAAGGGAGCGGCGGAGAUGAGCGUGGAGUUCGGGAAAGGGGUGCGGGACGUGGUGAAGCAGAGUGUAGUCAAGGACGAUUCCGAAAUUGUGAGGAAGCUGAAGGGCUCAUAUGCAAAUAUCUCUCGGAAAUUGAGCUUUCUGAAUGACUAUCUGCCCGAGGAUCGCGAUCCACGUCACGCCUGGACUGUCAUCGCCUGUGUUUGGGUUUUCGCUUUGGCAGCUCUGAUUGCUAAUGCUAAUCAAACUACGACUCCUUCGUUUAAGAAGAUGAAAACGCAUCCUGCUAGUGCUAAUCUAAUACUGCUUCCCGAUGGUAGACACUUAGCAUAUCAGGAGAAAGGUGUUUCUGCUUAUCAGGCUAGAUACACCAUGAUUAUUCCCCAUUCUUUUCUUUCAUCGAGGCUGGCAGGGAUCCCCGGUGUCAAGGACUCCUUGCUGCACGAGUUUGGUGUUAGGCUCGUGACAUACGAUCUACCUGGAUUUGGUGAAAGUGAUCCUCAUCCUGGAAGGAACCUCGAGUCAUCAGCUUUGGACAUGUUGCAUUUGUCAUAUGCUGUGAAUGUUUCUGGAAAGUUCUGGAUAGUUGGGUAUUCUGGUGGAAGCAUUCACGCUUGGUCUGCCCUCCGUUACAUCCCUGACAAGGUCGAAGGUGCUAUCAUGGUUGCUCCUAUGAUUAACCCGUAUGAACUGAGACUGAGCAAAGACGAGAGACGGAUGAUUUGGGGAAAAUGGGCAACAAGGAAAAGAAUUAUGUACCUUGUAGCUCGGAAAUUUCCUAGAUUACUUGUAUACUUCUAUCGCAGAAGUUUUCUCUCUGGAGACCAUGGUCGUUUGGACAAGUGGCUUUUGUUGUCACUUGGAAAGAAGGAUAGAGCUCGUGUAGAGGACCCAGUUUUUGAAGAAUUCUGGGAGAGGGAUGUUGAGGAAUCAGUUCGACAGGGAAAUGCAAAACCGUUUGUCGAGGAAGCUUCCUUGCAGGUUUCAGAUUGGGGUUUCACCAUUUCAGACCUCAAACUGCACAACAAGCAGCGGGGUAAAGGGAUUCUCAUUUGGCUCAAAUCAGUCUACAAUUUAGUAGAAGAAAGAGCCAAUGGAUUCCUCGGCCCGAUAUACAUAUGGCAGGGAGGUGAAGAUAGAGUCGUCCCUCCAGCAAUGAGCAACUUUGUGCGUCGGGUUUUACCCGACGUGAUGCUGCAAAAGCUCCCGUACGAAGGCCAUUUCAGCUAUUUCUAUUUCUGUGAUGAAUGUCAUCGGCAGAUGUUCAUUACAGUGUACGGAAAUCCGCAAGGCCCUCUUCUCCCCGCCGGAGAUGGUGAAGAGAAGUUGGAAGUAUUGUUCAGCGACGUGUCAACGGACAAAGACAAUGUUUCUUGUUUAGCUUGACAGCCUAGCCUAGAUGCAGCAACGCUGUCCUGGUUUUUUGGACAUCAGCAGAGGCCUUAAUGCGUAUGUUGAUUGAGAUGAGGAUAUUUGUAACUGUGUAGUUCUUCUCUUACAUAAACUCUAGCAGAAUUUGCUGGGCUGAAAAAAUUAUAAUCUUCUAUCCCUUUGUCCAUAGCAUCAAGCUCCUGGCUCUAUGAUGUAGUAAUAUGUUUCUAAUUGAUUCGAUAUGGUGUCAACUCACUAUUUAUUAUUGUUA